AUGGCUCGGUUUGAAGACGAACUGUCCAACAGCCGGUAUGGGGGCGGAUGUGCCGCGGGCCAGGGGAGAGGGGGCAGCCGGCAGACGGGCCCUCCGGCAGCUCAGAGGAUGUACAAACAAACGAUGGCUCAGAGAGCUCGGACAAUGGCCAUUUACAACCCCAUCCCCGUCAAACAGAACUGCCUCACUGUCAACCGCUCCCUGUUCAUCUUCAGCGAGGACAAUAUCAUACGGAAAUAUGCCAAAAAGAUUACCGAAUGGCCUCUGUUCGAGUACAUGAUCCUGGCUACUAUCAUAGCCAACUGCAUCGUGCUGGCCUUGGAGCAACACCUACCAGCCAGCGACAAGACGCCGAUGUCAGAGCGCUUGGAUGACACGGAGCCCUACUUUAUUGGAAUAUUUUGUUUUGAGGCCGGCAUCAAGAUCAUCGCCCUGGGCUUCGCUUUCCACAAAGGCUCCUACCUGCGUAAUGGCUGGAAUGUAAUGGACUUUGUGGUCGUCCUAACAGGGAUCCUGGCCACCGUGGGAGCAGACUUUGACCUGAGAACGCUGAGGGCCGUGAGGGUGCUGCGGCCCCUGAAGCUGGUCUCCGGUAUCCCCAGUCUGCAGGUGGUUUUGAAGUCCAUUAUGAAAGCCAUGGUGCCUCUGCUUCAGAUUGGCAUGCUCCUCUUCUUUGCCAUCCUCAUGUUUGCCAUCAUCGGCUUGGACUUCUAUUUAGGCAAAUUCCACCGCACUUGCUUCAGGACAGACACAGGCGAACAGGUAGCAGAAUUUCCAUGUGGAUUGGACCCUCCAGCCAGGACCUGCGCCAAUGGCACCACCUGUCAGGAAUACUGGAUCGGCCCCAACUUCGGCAUCACCAACUUUGACAACAUCUUGUUUGCCGUUCUCACAGUCUUCCAGUGCAUCACCAUGGAGGGAUGGGUGGACAUCCUCUACAGCGCCAACGAUGCUUCAGGGAACACGUGGAACUGGCUGUACUUCAUCCCCCUCAUCAUCAUCGGCUCCUUCUUCAUGCUGAACCUGGUUCUGGGUGUCCUGUCCGGAGAAUUCGCCAAAGAGAGAGAGAGGGUGGAGAAGAGGCAGGAAUUCCUGAAGCUCCGCAGACAGCAGCAGAUCGAGAGAGAGUUGACCGGCUACCUGGAAUGGAUAUGCAAAGCGGAGGAGGUGAUGCUGGCUGAAGAAGACAAGAACGCAGAGGAGAAAUCGCCCCUGGAUGGAGCGUGGUACAAGAGGAAACACAACUCUGGUGAGCUACUGAAAAGAGGAAAGAAGGGUAAGAAUGACCUCAUCAACGCAGAGGAAGGGGAGGACCACUUCACCGACAUCUCAUCUGUUGUUUGCAUGUUUCUCCCAACUGCCCCCCCAGGGUCGCCGUUCGCCAGGGCUAGUGUGAAGAGCGGCAAGAACGAGAGCUCGUCUUACUUCAGGAGAAAAGAAAAGAGGAUCCGCUUCACCAUCCGCCGUCUCGUCAAGGCCCAGAGCUUCUACUGGACAGUGUUGUGUCUAGUAGGCCUCAACACUCUGUGUGUCGCCAUCGUGCACUACGACCAGCCUGAGUGGCUCACCUAUGCACUCUACCUGGCUGAGUUUGUAUUCCUUGGCUUGUUUCUAACCGAGAUGUCUAUGAAAAUGUAUGGCCUUGGACCUAGGAGCUACUUCCACUCCUCAUUCAACUGUUUUGACUUUGGGGUGAUUAUCGGCAGUAUUUUUGAGGUUAUCUGGGCUGCCAUCAAACCCGGUGCCUCAUUUGGGAUUAGUGUCCUGAGGGCUCUGCGACUGCUCAGGAUAUUCAAAGUCACCAAGUACUGGAAUUCCUUGAGGAAUCUGGUGGUGUCCCUUCUGAACUCCAUGAAGUCCAUCAUCAGCCUGCUCUUCCUCCUCUUUCUCUUCAUUGUGGUCUUUGCUCUGUUGGGCAUGCAGCUCUUUGGUGGGCAGUUUAAUUUUGAAGAUGAGACGCCAACGACAAACUUUGACACAUUUCCAGCAGCUAUCCUUACUGUUUUCCAGAUUCUGACAGGGGAGGACUGGAAUGCAGUUAUGUACCACGGGAUCGAAUCACAGGGAGGCGUUCACGGUGGAAUGUUCUCCUCUAUUUACUUCAUCAUUCUCACGCUUUUUGGAAACUACACACUCCUCAACGUCUUCUUGGCCAUUGCAGUUGAUAACCUUGCUAAUGCUCAAGAGCUCACUAAGGAUGAAGAGGAGCAAGAGGAGGCCAUCAAUAAGAAGCUUGCCCUGCAAAAAGCCAAGGAGGUGAAGGAGGUCAGCCCCAUGUCUGCCGCUAACAUUUCCAUCACAGCGAGUUAUGUCUGCACCCCAGUCCAUCACUACCUGAGUAAGGAGCAGCAGAGGUCGUUGAAGAUGAUGUCAGUGUGGGAGCAGAGGGCCAAUCAGCUAAGAAGGCACAACAGAGCCAGCUGUGAGGCUCUGUACAGCGAGCUGGAGCCUGAGGAGCGCCUCCGCCUCUCAUGUGCCCUAAACAUCAGGCCCGACAUGAAGACCCAUCUGGACCGACCGCUGGUCGUGGAGCCUCAAGAUGGGCCAGUGCCAGGGGGGAGUCACCACCACCACCACCACCAUAAGCCCUGCUUGCCCGAGGAGGUUGAGAACUCCGCAGACCCGCUGGCACCUCAGCAGAACCGCCGGCAUCACCGCCACAGAGACAAAGACAUGGAGGAAACAAAUGAUAACGGGGAUCUGGGCAAGGAUGGGAGGCCCCAUGUCCACCACAGCAGAUCCAAAGACCACAACGGCGGCCGAGGCAAAGAGGGGAAGAGCGAGAGGUCCCGCGGCCGAGAGGGGAGCAAGAAGCAACACCAUCAGAGCUCGGCCGAUGAAGGGGGAGGAGGAGGAGUGGUGGGUGAAAGAGAGCACCGCCACCACCACUCACACAGACAGUCUUCAUGGGAGGGCAAUGGGACUGUCAACAGUGGGGGGAGAGGAGAACGUAGGGCCCGCCACAAAGACAACCGCUCCUCCAACAGGCAGGGAGAGAGGAAUUGUAGGGGUGAGAGUGGGGCUAAUGGGGAGAGGAGGAGACACAGGACUCAUGGCUCCAGAGGCCAAUCCACAAUGGAGGGUGAAGAGCCCGGUGAAAGAGACAAGAUCCACAGCAACAGGUUUGCCGACUCGGAGGGGGACUCCUUGGCCAUCUCCCCCCAGCAGGGUGGUGGAGUGUCCAGCUGGCCAUGUGACAGGCCUGAAGACUCAGACAACCAGAGAAAUGUUAGAAGAACUGCCCAAACAUCUACACACAUCCCCCCUGUCACCAUCACAUCCCCACCGAGAGAGACCACCCUCAUUCCAAUGAACAGUAUUGACUCUGAGACCAUGCCCAUCAAUGAGAAAACCAUUGACGAUCUGGGCCAGAGUGGACCCAAACCCAUUCUGCCCUACAGCUCUAUGUUUAUCUUUGGACAGACCAAUCCGGUGAGGCAGCUGUGUCACUACAUUGUGACCCUACGCUACUUUGAGAUGUCUAUCCUGGUUGUGAUUGCCAUGAGCAGCAUCGCUUUGGCUGCAGAGGACCCUGUCCAGGCUACUGCCCCUCGCAACAACGUGCUCAAGUAUUUGGACUACGCCUUUACUGGGGUUUUCACUUUUGAAAUGGUAAUCAAGAUGGUGGACCUGGGCCUCCUGUUGCACCCUGGCUCUUACUUCAGAGACCUCUGGAACAUUCUAGACUUCAUUGUGGUCAGUGGGGCAUUGGUGGCCUUCGCAUUUUCGAGCCUCAUGGGAUCGCAACAAGGUGUGACCAGGGGAACCAAAGUCAAAGACAUCAGCACCAUCAAGUCCUUGAGGGUGCUGCGAGUCUUACGACCUCUGAAGACUAUCAAACGUCUGCCAAAACUCAAGGCAGUGUUUGACUGUGUGGUCAACUCUUUGAAGAACGUCCUGAACAUCCUUAUUGUCUACAUCCUCUUCAUGUUCAUCUUUGCCGUAAUUGCGGUGCAGCUCUUCAAGGGCAAAUUCUUUUAUUGCACCGAUGAGUCGAAGGGCCUCGAGAAGGACUGCAGAGGACAGUUCCUGGACUACGACAAAGAUGAGGUGGCGGCCAUGCCCAGGGAAUGGAAGAAAUACGAGUUCCACUAUGACAAUGUGCUCUGGGCCUUCCUCACCCUAUUCACAGUGUCCACGGGGGAAGGCUGGCCAACCGUCUUAAAGCACUCUGUGGACGCCACCUUUGAAGACCAGGGUCCCAGUCCAGGCUACCGGAUAGAGAUCUCUAUCUUCUAUGUGGUCUACUUUGUGGUCUUCCCUUUUUUCUUUGUCAAUAUCUUUGUUGCUCUUAUAAUCAUUACCUUCCAGGAGCAAGGAGACAAGGCCAUGUCUGAGUGCAGCUUGGAGAAGAACGAGAGGGCCUGUAUUGACUUUGCCAUCAACGCCAAGCCUCUCACUCGCUACAUGCCAGUGAACACACAAUCGUUCCAGUACAGGAUGUGGAAGUUUGUGGUGUCGGCCCCGUUUGAGUACUCCAUCAUGAUCAUGAUUGCCAUCAACACAGUGGUGCUGAUGAUGAAGUUCCAUGGAGCUCCUGACUUCUACGAGGCAAUGCUCAAGAACCUUAACAUCGUCUUCACAGCCCUCUUCUCUCUCGAGUGUAUCCUGAAGAUCAUUGCUUUUGGUCCGCUGAACUAUCUGAAGGACGCCUGGAAUGUGUUUGACUUUGUAACAGUAUUGGGGAGCAUCACUGACAUCAUCGUGACUGAAAUCAAGACGACGGACAGGUUGUUGAACCUAAGUUUCCUGAGGCUGUUCAGGGCUGCUCGCCUUAUCAAGCUGCUGAGGCAGGGCUACACCAUCAGGAUCCUGCUGUGGACUUUCGUUCAGUCCUUUAAGGCCCUGCCCUAUGUGUGCCUGCUGAUCGCUAUGCUCUUCUUCAUCUAUGCCAUAAUUGGAAUGCAGGUUUUUGGAAACAUUGAGCUUAAUGAGGACACGGCCAUCAAUCACCACAAUAACUUCCGCACUUUUCUGCAGGCCCUCAUGCUGCUCUUCAGGAGUGCCACGGGUGAAGCAUGGCACGAGAUCAUGCUGUCGUGUUUGAGUCGGCGAGCAUGCGAUGAGAAAUCGGUGAUCCAGGGGAAGGAGUGUGGAAGCGACUUUGCCUACUUCUACUUUGUCUCCUUCAUUUUCCUCUGCUCUUUUCUGAUGCUAAACCUGUUUGUGGCUGUCAUUAUGGAUAACUUUGAGUACCUGACCAGAGACUCCUCCAUACUGGGGCCUCACCACCUGGAUGAGUUUAUCCGUGUAUGGGCUGAGUACGACCCGGCUGCGUGUGGCCGUAUCAAGUACCUCGAUAUGUAUCAGAUGCUGCUCCACAUGUCCCCACCCUUAGGUUUGGGAAAGAAAUGCCCACCAAGAGUCGCCUACAAGCGGCUAGUCAAGAUGAACAUGCCCAUCGCUGAUGACAACACAGUCCACUUCACCUCCACCCUGAUGGCCCUAAUCCGCACCGCCCUGGAGAUAAAACUUGCCUCAGGCAUAGUGGCCCAGCGUCUGUCUGAUGCUGGGUUAAAGAAGGAGCUGUCCACAGUGUGGCCCAGCCUCUCGCAGAAGACUAUGGACCUGCUGGUCACACCACACAAGCCCAAUGAGCUGACAGUAGGGAAGGUUUACGCAGCCCUGAUGAUCUUUGAUUACUACAAGCAGAACCGUGCCAGGAGGCUCCAGAUGCAACAGCAGCCACAGCAGCAGAAUGCAUCAGGGUCUCAGAGCAAGGUCGGGGCUCUGUUUAAGCCAUUGCUGCCUCUGACUCACAUGCAGGAGAAAGACCUGCCCAUGAUGUUGGACAGUGUUGAACCUCCCAGUAUGCUUCAACCCCAGUCAAAGUCCCAAUUCAAAUCCCAGCCCCAGUCCCAGACCAGACCCAGCUCCAGUUCCCUCAACAACGGAGGCACACUGUAACACAACAUCAAGGGUUCAUUUUCGUGGGCGACAGAGAAGACUAAGGAGGCGCCAAAGAUGAAGAGUAAACGCACCCUCUCCAGAGGCCAGUCAGAGGACAUGCCCGAAACCGCUGCUCCCCAGGAGUCUGUGGAGAUGAGGAAGAUGGAGACCAGUGUCAGUAGCACUGUGGCAGUGCCUGGCACAGGCCUUGAGAACCAGGGGAGGGCCAUGUCCAUGCCUCGGCUCAACACUGAAGUACAGCGGAGCCACUUGCGUCACUCUCCAGGCACCCAGCUGGCUCCGGCCCCUGAAGCCAGUCCAAUGAAGCGCUCCGCCUCCACAGUGACUCCACACCGCCCACAGGAGGUCAACUUGAGGGAUUACACCCUGGAGAAACCCAGCCAGGACAGACCCCACCACCAUCACCAUCACCACCGCUGCCACCACCGCAGAGACAGAGAUAGGGACAGGGAAAAGAAGCAGAGGUCUUUGGAUAGAUGCCUGAGUGGACAGCCUGCUACCACUGGGGCCAACCCAGCCUCCUCCAGAGAACGGGCCCAUGAUCGCGGCCGCUCCCACGAGAGAAAGCACCACCACUCCUCUGCAGACAAGCAGCGCUACUACUCGUGCGACCGCUACUGCAGCCGGGAACACUGCCACACCAAAUCUGCCACCGCCAGCUGCGCCACCUCGCCCAGCGAAGUGCAGGAUACCAGCUUCAACAAGCAGGGCAGUGGUUGGGUUAAAGGCAGCCCGGUGAUGUUGAGCUCCAGCUCUAGCAUGCCUAGCCGCGGACGCCGGCAGCUGCCCCAGACCCCCCUCACCCCUCGGCCCGCAGUGGCCUUCAAGACUGCCAACUCCUCCCCUGUGCACUUUGUAUCCGGCCAGCCUUCUCUCUGUAUCGGCCGGCUGAUCCGAGGACUGUCGGAGCACAACGCCCUGCGGCACAGCAGUUCCCGCCACUUCCCCUGCCCCGUCACUCGCAUCAGCUCCGAGCCCUUUCUGGGCCACAGCUACGGCGAGCCCCGCAUGGGCAGCCCCCACGGCAGCCUCCGGGACCAGCUGGAUGUCUUCCAGGAUGCGGCCUCGCCCUCGCCCAGCCCCCGUGCUGGACGCUCCCUUAGGACUGCGCUGUCUUAUGUUGGGGCACUGCCCCACUCUCCGCAGCAGAACCUGGUGGUGCCCAACGGGUACCACUUCAGUUUCGGGGGCAGCGCUGGCCCAGGCUCCGCUGUCAGGGCACCCAGGUGUUAUCAGGAGGCGGAGGAGGAUGAAUGGUGCUAG
Lampris incognitus (smalleye Pacific opah) is the source of this 7173-nucleotide messenger RNA. RefSeq names its product calcium channel, voltage-dependent, N type, alpha 1B subunit, a (gene cacna1ba). Gene Ontology annotation, cellular component: membrane; neuronal cell body; voltage-gated calcium channel complex. The transcript is spliced from 51 exons. Gene Ontology annotation, biological process: calcium ion import across plasma membrane; chemical synaptic transmission. Gene Ontology annotation, molecular function: high voltage-gated calcium channel activity. The record is from RefSeq and is a predicted model, not a curated record. NCBI's taxonomy places the organism in Eukaryota, Metazoa, Chordata, Actinopteri, Lampriformes, Lampridae.